Messenger RNA from Leptidea sinapis, 652 nucleotides. RefSeq names its product GILT-like protein 1. NCBI's taxonomy places the organism in Eukaryota, Metazoa, Arthropoda, Insecta, Lepidoptera, Pieridae. The coding region runs from base 8 to 640 and encodes 210 amino acids. The record is from RefSeq and is a predicted model, not a curated record. The transcript has a single exon. Gene Ontology annotation, molecular function: oxidoreductase activity, acting on a sulfur group of donors, disulfide as acceptor.
CCCAAAUAUGAUUAAACGUAUUUCAAUUUAUUUCAUAUUAUUAUGUAUUCUUUCCACUUCGUAUGGACAAGUACAAAGCAUAAAUGGAACCAUUAAAAUGCUGAUCGGGACAACUUCAAACUGCAGCAACGCAAGGAAUUUCAUAACCGGAUUCGGUAACAUUUACGAACACUACAAGCAGUUUCUUGAUAUUGAAUUCAUUCCGUGGGGUCGCACCACAGUAUCAGAAACCGGCGAACUAUCUUGUCAAUUCGGUCCAGCAGAUUGUUGGGCCAAUCGCGUGCAGAGAUGUGUUAUCAGCAUGCUGAACGGUGACCAAGAUAGAAUAAUGAAAUACAUGCGUUGUGAAUUUGGUUCUACGUUGCCCAGUUUCAGUGGAAGCUAUCAGUGUGUUAGUGAGGUUGGUCUACGUUUAGUUGAAGUGGAUUAUUGCGUAACAACAACAGGUGAUGCAUUAGAACCGCCAGCUCAUGCUGCAUCUAUAGAACCAGUACGCAUUAUAAACUUUAUUCCAUUUAUAAUCUUUAAUGGAGUUAUAGAUCAACAAAUUUCAACACAAGGUAGACUUAGAUUGGAAAGUGUGUUGUGUUUUGCUUUAGCUAAUGAUCCUACUACUGGUAUCACACAAUGUAGAAUAUAAUAAUAAAGUAUA